UCCACCAAAAACAAACAAGUAAAUCAAUGAGCCAAGGUUGUCGCUGGAUCCAAACAAACGGAGCGUGGUAUAAAUAUAAUAUCCCCAAAUCUAAAAAAGAACAAGCAACAAGAUUGUAGCAUAGCCAGGAUAUAAAUAAAUUGUUCCUAGACAUGCGCCUCCGAUGGAGAAUCUGACAAAAUGGCGAUGCUGUUUGCAAACGAAAACACGUUUAAUUUUAAUGAAUUUUAGAACUAAUUACAGCCAGAUUACCCAAUAAAUGACGACAAUUUCGAUCGAUAUCAAACGAGACGUAUCGAAAGGUUGACCGGAUACAUUUGCUGAGCGUGCGUUUCAAGGCGAAGAAACCGUUUUAAAGAAGGUGUAAGCAAGAUAUCGAAAAAACGCUAUACUGCACGCAUCCAAUAGUAAUGUAAUAAGAAGCCACAAGGAAGGAAUUAUUACAUAUGCAGUAUAAGAGAAAGUGUUUUGUGAUUUCAUAGUUAUGUAAACCUCACAAUUUUACUUUCAUUUUGAAGCCAUUUACUUUCAAUGCUCUACAGUUACCUGCAGUAUAUCCAAAAACGCUCAAGCUAUUCAUAGCAGCAAAACCUAUAGUAAGUUUAGUGAUUCCAUGUGCUAUAGUUAUUAAAAUCCACAAUUAAUUUAAGACUCAAAAUGGAUGAGUCUAGUGUGAAACGAAGAACCCGACCAGCACAGAGGCUGUAUGUGCCCCCAGCUCAACGCAAUAAACAAUCCCCCAAUGUUAAACCCAGUGACAUUCCAAUGCAAACUCCGGAAACAGAAAUACCAAAAAAGAUUGAAGUUGCAAGUAAUGAGCCUGUGGUGAUUCUGGAAGAGGUUAAAAAUUCAAUGAAAUACAUGGAAUUAGUAGAUACUGAUAAAAACACUGAACUAAGUACAAAGGAAAAUAAGUUAGUAAUAAUGUUGAAAGAGCGGACAGGACCUGAUAUAAAUGGAGACACUGUAAAAGUAAAUAGGAAGUGUAGGCCAAUUAUUAAGCAUGUACAAAAUGAUGUUUUGAACAUUGAUGUGAAAAAGCCCUCAAAUAAAUCUAAUAAAAAGAGCCCAGUGAAACUUAUGCAGGUCGCUAAUUGGGAAGACUUAUUCUUAGAUGAUGACCAGGAGGACAAUUAUGACGAUCAAAUCAGUUUUACAAAUAAUGUUCAUGAUGAUGGAGAGGAUGAUGAUGUAAUUAUAAAUCCAAAAAUGCAGGAGUUGGAGCACGUAAUAGAACUGUAUGACUUCCCAUCAACAUUCCGGACACCAGAUAUCAUGCAGAUCUAUAGUGAUAUUAACAAGGAAUCUAUGUUUAUUAAGUGGUGUGAUGAGACACAUGCCCUAUUGAUACUGGGCUCAUCAAUACAAGCCCAACGAGCGUUGAAUCUGCAACAUGAUAUAAUAAAAUCUCGGCCAAUGACAAUGGCGGGCCAGAAGGCCUUGGAAGUAGCAGCAAAGAGUGACCUCAGACCAGCUAUGAAGAGACCACAGACUAGUAUGCAUGCUGCGCGAAGAAUGAUCACAACUGCCCUGGGAGCUAGGAAUACCAUAAGUAGAGAGGAACAACAAAAAGAGAGAGAAGCUCUCAAAAGAGCAAAAGAAUUGAAGAGAACCCAGCGGCAAAAUGAAAGGGAUGCGUGGGAAGGAAAUCCUCGGCCAUCGACAGCCUGACGAAGGAGAUGCAACUGACACCAUUUAUGUUUUCCUGUUUUGUUCAAUUCCUUUAACAUAUACAUCUCAAUGUUUUUAUGUUGCUAUACUAACUUAACAAAUCACUAUCGUGCCUAAUUGUUAAAUGUGAUACCGUGAACUGGACGAAUAUUUAAAAAAAAAAAUCAGAGAUUUAUAUAUUAUAAAUUAUAUAUGUAUAUUCUAUUAAGUUAUGACAAGUUACAAUUAAG
Molecule: messenger RNA, 1901 nt
Organism: Nicrophorus vespilloides
Lineage: Eukaryota; Metazoa; Arthropoda; Insecta; Coleoptera; Silphidae
Product: coiled-coil domain-containing protein R3HCC1L
Exons: 7
Coding region: 658-1671 (337 amino acids)
Source: RefSeq, a predicted model, not a curated record